CUCCUGAAGUACAUAAUCAAGAUACUCUUCUCUGAUUUUUUUUCUUAUUAAAAUUCAUUUAUAAUAUUCAGUGUCGUAAAUACUCCCCAACAGCUCAACCUCAAACCAUUUAUUUAUUUAAACGCCCAAAAUUGAAAAUUACAUAAAACGAACUAUACUCUCUGUUACAACUCAUUCUCAAGAACCUCUCUUAAUCCUUGAUCAUCAUCACAACCAUCAUCGUCCUCAUCGUUGCCGUAUUCUUCGAUAUCUCGAUGAUAAUCGAACUGAAAAAUCUCUGUUUUCGAUGAGAAAUUUCUGAAUCUCAUGUAGUUUAUUUGCUUAGAUCAUCACCGGCAAUGAAGAGGUGCUAGCAUGCUCAACAUCAUCAUUAUCUUUGAUUCUGGAAGAAUACUUUAAUUUGAGGAAUUUAUUAUUUAACAGUACAAAUCCACAGAUCAAAUGGUAGAAAAUCCAUCUCAAGUACCAAGUUCCAAUCAGUUGGUAGAUCAAGCCACGGAAAAAACUAGAUCAACAACAUCAUCAAAGAGAAGAAGACAUCCUCAUGAUGAUCAUGCAGAUGGUAAUGCUGAAGUCAUUGAAUGCUCAGAUGACCAUUGUUCAUCAUGCACAGCAAAUGCAGUAGCUGAUUGCAUAGCUGUUUGUUGUUGUCCAUGUGCCAUUGUAAACAUGUUUAUUCUAGCCUUCGUGAAAGUACCUUGGAUGAUGGGAAGAAAAUGUUACAGAUUUGUGAAAAAAAAAGGGAAAAUGUUGGGAAAAAGUGAUGAUAUUAAUGGAACAAGUGAUGAAUCAAAGGUUAGUAGUAAUAGUAGUAGUACCAGUAGUCGUGGAGGUAGUGGCUUUAGUAGAAGAGAGUAUAAGGAUGUAGUGAUAGAAAGAGAAAGGAGUAACACGAGAAGGGAAAGAGUAAUGCUAGUAGAUGAUGAAAAACUGGUGGAGUUUUCAAGUGGGUUAUUUGUAAAUGGUAAUGGUGAUGAUGGUCAACAACAAAACUUUUGCGCAAGGUUUGAAGCUGAAAAGGUAUGGUUAGAGUUGUAUCAGUUAGGUCAUUUGGGAUUUGGAAGAGUUUCCUUCACUGGAAUAAGUACACAUCAAGGGAAAGCAAAUUAGGUACAAAUAGAAGAAUUUUAAAGGCUUACAUUCUUUUUUGUUCUUCUUUUUUGUUUUGACAAAAUCAUGUCUUGUCAAAAUAAGUUUUAACAGAACUAGAAUUUCUUGUACACUAAUUAUAUACUAAUUAAUCAUAUAAGGAGGGAGAAAAAUCCUUGAUUAAUUAAGUAAUUACCUUGUUUUUUCUUCUAAAUUGAUAUAUCUUAGUAUAGACUAUUAACUUCGUACCUUCUAAAUGUAUU
Molecule: messenger RNA, 1352 nt
Organism: Papaver somniferum (opium poppy)
Lineage: Eukaryota; Viridiplantae; Streptophyta; Magnoliopsida; Ranunculales; Papaveraceae
Exons: 2
Coding region: 442-1110 (222 amino acids)
Source: RefSeq, a predicted model, not a curated record